GUGCGCUUCCAAACAACAUGGCGAAAUCGAAGGACAAAAAGAAAGAGAGCGAAAGUGGAGAAUCAAACGAUACUACUGUUGACGAAUCAAGGACUGAAGAACCUACCUUAGACUACGAUGAGCUUGUUAAGAGAGUCUGUGCGAUUGCAAAACCACUUGCUGGAAGAAAACUCACAAAAAGAUUGUACAAAACAGUGAAGAGAGGUUAGCGUCAUAUUUCAGAAGGUUUGAUUGAACUUCUAAAUAAGAAUAUUAUUAUCGGAUCAUGUAGUCGUGAUUCGCUUAUAGAUCCAACGAUGAUCAUCAAAACAAAAAAAAACACAUUUUAGGUUACCGUAUACAAGUACGAUUUCUCGUGGUUUAUUUAGAAAACCGUGCAAAGUUUAUAAGUUGAAAGUUAUCCAUAUCCGUUCCAGGGGUCCAUUAUGGUCCUAAAUUAGAGAAGAAUUUUUUUGUUGUUGUUUUUGUUGUUGUUGUUUUUAAAUCAAGGUUGGUCUUGAUAUUAAAAUUUGAAGCAUCAAGCCUUGUAAAAAAUUACAAAAUCUGCAUAAUAUUGCCUAGCUGACAUAAAACCGAAUGGUGUUGUCACUGGUACAAGCACGUUUCAGAUGAUCAAUAACAUUAUAAUGCCUCUACCAAUAUACUGUUGUACAAUACUUUGAUGAAUGUUAAGGCAAAAAAAAUAUAUGGUCACUUAAUUUGUUUAACACUUUAACUGUAAUUUGCUCUGAAUGAUUACUUUGCAGCUUCUAAAGUUAAGAGUUUAAGAAGGGGAGUCAAAGAAGUAGCAAAAGCUUUAAGAAAAGGAGAGAAGGGGUAAGAUUUUUUAGUGGUCUAUGUGCAUGGUCAUUUUUGGUUAAAAGUAAGUUGACACAAAUGCUACAGUGGAACCUCGAUAAUUCAUUAAAUAAAGAACCUCUAUAUAACUAAGCCCUUGAUAUAAUGAACAAUUUUCCUUACCCCAAUAAUAGUAAAAUAUAUGGGAAAGAACCUUGAUAAAGUGAACAAAUUUUGCCAGUCCCUUGGCCCUUCAUGAUAUCAAGGUUCCACAGUACUGAGUCACUUAAAUGCAUUGUUUUCAUUGCAAUCAAAACAUGAGAUAUAGUGGAGAUAUACAUGAGAUAUAGUGUCAAGAAUUUUUAAGAAGGACUUGAGGUGAACAGAUGAAGACAGACCAACAAAACAGUGUGUCCAGUGUUUGUUAUGGUGUAGUUUAUCAGUGGACUUUAAAGGAACAGUAUCCCGUUACUGCUCAUGCACCAAACUUUGAUUUUUGGACAGGAUGUCGCAAAAUCAAAAGAUGCAAGGAGAGUAAGAGAACCUUGAAGAAUCCGUUUGCAUCGCGCUUGGCUGAGUUCGAUACUACACUAAAAUGUCUCAGGAUUACAGAUCAAUGAUAUAUUGUUCCUGUUGAGUGUUGAUUUGGGCGAAAUCGGGAUUUUUGGGGGUGACUUUUAUUGCCGUUGGCCAGAGGACCAAAAGAUGGGAAGCACCUUUAUGGCGAUUGAAGGCUUAUUUCUUCUGCCAGCUUCCUUACAGACUCAGAUAAUUGUGAAAGGAAUACGCAGAAAUGAAACAGCAACAAUGGAGACUAUAAGAAAGAAACCAUUGAGACAUGGAUGUGACUGAGGAGAUCUUGUGGAAUUAAGCUUCGUGAAGCAGAAUGUUUCGCAACGAUGCGUUAGUAAAGUUUUAAAUGAACCUCCCUACGGCCGACAAAAUCAAACAAACAGGUGCUACUUGUUUAGAAAAACUAGUGCAACAAAUCAUAAUAUAAUUUUUGACUAACCUUUGCAAUAAUUCAUCGCAUUGAGAUUGCAUUUAUAUAUAUAUCUUUCAAAUGUUUGAGGCUAGAACGUGAGCAAAUCAAGCAAGUAUUACUGAACUUGGAACAAUUGACCUCUGACACGAGUUUCACAUUAGAAAAGCUGUUUUUAAAGCGAGUGGAAUGAGAUUUUCGGGUCACGAGUGGCCCUGCUAGUGAAAAAAUCGCGAUAAGUCUUCGUGCCACGAGCCAAAUUUUAAAUAAGAUGAAAAACUUCUUCGAAAGUCUAAAAUAUUACUUGAGAAUGUAAACAACAAAUCUCCGUUGGCGGUGCAGUCUGGAAGGAAAUCUUGUCUAGUCAAUAUGACAGUCCUAUUGUCUUUUGAAGAAAAAACAGAUCACGCUCGCGUGUGCUCACAAUCAGGACACUGUGCCUUUAAUUCAUGAAGAAAUUUCCAGCUAGAUUUCACAAAUUUUAAGGUACACUGAACUUAAUGUUCUAUAAGUAAACCUGGUAUUUAUAGGCUUUGUUUCCUUCCAGCUAUGAGUUAUUGGCAUAAUCGAGACACAGCUUCUUACAUGUAUUUGUUUAAGUAUUGUGAAAUUUGUUUGGAUCAUAGCUAGACUAUUCAUAUCAUUACUUCCAUGCACUGGCAAUAAACAAGUGUAUAAACAAGGUUUGAAUGAAUCUUUCUUUAAUUGCUUCAAUUUGGAGAAAAAAAUGGCAUAUUCUGUUUAUCAGGCAUCACUGCUUAUUGAAAACUAUCUUAAGCUGUAGUGUUACUGUUUACAUUAUGUAUCUGAAAGAACUGUUUGCAUGAAACUUACAUGUACCUACCAGUAUCUGCUAUUAGACUGUAGAAUUUUUUGUACAUUUUACUUGAUCAGUAAGUAUAUUGACAGAUAAGUCAGUCAAUAAGUUCAUGAUAUUCUUUAUAAUCCUGAUUAAAAAACGUCUCAGGUAAAAGGUAUACUGAAUAAACCAUGAUUCUGUUUGCGUUUUAGGUUCGUGGUUAUUGCCGGUGAUAUCUCCCCAAUUGAUGUCAUAUCACACAUCCCAGUAGCUUGUGAAGACAACAAAGUUCCAUAUGCAUAUGUUCCUUCUAAGUUUGUGAGUCAUGUUUAUGUGUUUUAACCUUCACUGCAAUAUAAAUUUAUCAUUAAGUGUAAGUACUGUUACAGGUGUAAAUAUUAAUCUUCUACUCUGAAUUUAUAUUCAUUGAAACAACUCCUUCUUAGACAGACACUGUAAUGGGAACUACUUAAAUUGUCUAAGUCUUAAAGAGGUGUCCAUCUUAUACAAAAGUGACUAAAGAACUGCAGAGACCUUGUAAGGUUAGCGAGGUGUCCAUCUCAAUAAUUUUUAUAGAGGUGUCUGACAAGGCAUUAAGUCACUAUGUUGAUGUAAAAUUUGCUAGAGUGUUUCUGGACUUAAUGAAAAAAAAAACAAAGACGAAAUCAGCAAUUCCUCACGAGUGAAGAACACAUAAUCAAGUAAAGGAUACUGACAUCUGUUAACUUGACCAUGUGAUACUCUUUUUCACUUGUUCACCCAUCCCAGGGCUUGAAGAAAAUUAGAUUUAAAACUAAAGUAGCAUCUUUGUCUUAUUAAUUAGCCUAUGAUUUAGUUAGAAGAUGACUUGUCUGAACCUCCUGCCCAUCAACGAAAUGAGCAUGAAAAGUUAUAGUCUGAAAUGUCAUCAGUCCCUUCCCCUCACCCCCUACCCCCCCCCCCNAAACGACCCACAAGUAUCGUAAUGGUGAAGUCCCAUGAUGAUAUCAAGGAACACUAUUCAGAGUGUUUAUCAGAAGUCAAGAGUCUCCCUCUUCCUUUGUAGAUGUCUUUGAACAUUUGCCACCAGAGCUGUUAUUUUUUGUCAUGAUGUAAUUGAAGGGGAUGGGAAAUAAGGCUCUAAAUGACUCCUGGUCUAAUGCCAAAUUCUCCCUUGAAUUAGCUAGCCUCAAACCAGGAAAACUGAAAGGAGAAUCUAGCAGUAUUUAUCCCAAACAUUUUUAAUGAACCCUGUACUGUUAAAGCCCCUAUGCAUAGAAAUUCUCCAGACUGAUCCAAAUCAAUAACUUAAAGAAUUAUAGUUAACGUAACCUCUCUCUUGAUGAUGUAUUGAUAAAAUUGUUGUUUAGGAGAAUAUUGAUGUUGGUCACUCUUAAGAUAUACACUGUACAGGAUUUAAGUGCAUUUACAGGAGCAAGUUUUGCAUAAACGUUUAGCUUUGAUUACUUUUGCAGGAAGAAAGGGUAGUCUAAUGCUGACUAUGUAAAAAAAAAUGUUGUACAUUAGAAACCAACAUGUAUUUUUCUUAUAUUUCUCUUGUCAAUAACCCCUUCCUCCUAAAAUUUACUUCUAAGUGAAUUUAUGUUACUGCUACAUGUAUUCAAUUUUAAGUCAGUUUACUUUCCCUUGGUAGGGAAAUGCAUUUUUUUAUAGCAUGGAAAACAGAAAAAAAUAAAAUACAUUUUUCUGAACACGUACAUGAACCUGCCAUUAUUUUUUGUGUGUAUAUGUGCAAAUGUUAUAUUUUGUUAGUUACAGUUGUAUAUUGUGCAUACAAUGUACGUCAGCUUGCCCUCCCAUUACCGUGUCUGUUAGCAGUAUGUUCAAAUUUGAUCCAUAUCCUGCAUGGCGAUUUUUGGUAUGACAUUUUUCCAUUUUAAGGUUAUUUUCCGAUCCUUCAACAUUGCAUCAGACAGGGGGUGCAAAACUUUAUAUUGGGAGGGUCCGCCCUGAGGUCCAUCCUCUUACCCUUUUAUAUGCCUUUUUGGACAGAAAAGGUACCCCUUUGGUAUACCUUUUAUUGACAAAUGGUACCUCUUAUAAACUAGUUUAGAACCCUGCGUUCGUUUCAACUGCUGCAAAUGCAUCGUCUUUUAAAUGUGAAUAAAUCAUGAAACCGGAAAGUUUUCUUGUCUUUUUUACAGCCAUAAAAUGCCCCAUUUUAGGCUCUUCCACACACCGCAAUGACAGAUUUCCCCACCCUUUGAUAUAACCUAGGUGAAAAAGGUACCCCUUUCGGGUACUCUCAAAAAUGACCUAUAGGGAGGCUCCAGGCGGAGUGGAAUUUCAGUUUUCCAGCAAGGAACUGCAGAGGUGGCGAUCCGCAAAGAAAAGAACAGGGAAGACUUUUACAUACAUUGGACGCUCUCUUAAGCUCUGCUUACAGCCGCCAUGAAAAUAAAACCCCGUUUCAACUCACAAGCUAUGUAGGCCAGUUAUUUAAACGGAAUUUGUAGUCAGUGGUUAACAAAACCGCGCCCUAAGCCAUUUUUAGUUUGAUCAACGCUUUUAUCUAAAUGCCAUUUAAGGUGAACAGUUUCAUUAAAGCGUAUAGUGACUAGAAAAGAAGUUUUUUUUCAUAAAAUAACCCACAUGCUAAGAAAGAGAUCUGGAGGUCCGAAGAUUUGCUAAACCGCGGUCUAAGUUAGACAUGGUUUAAAUAACCGCUCGACCCCUUAUUUCUACAUGUCCGUAAACGGACGUGAAUAGGACUAGGAAAAACUCGACUUCGCCGAGAAUGGGCCGUCAUCAGCAGGGAGAGGAAACUGCUAGUAGGUCUUAGGGCCUGUUUAUAUGGAGUGGGGGACCCCGGUCUAGUGGGGUUGGUUUCUUUUGUUUUCACGUUCUGGGGGACACAACACAAAAGAAACCUACCCCACUAGACCGGUGUCCCCCACUCCAUGUAAUCAGGGUCUUAGUCAUUAUACAAUUGGACAGGGAGAAAACUUCGCACAAGAACAAUGCAAGCCAGAAUGACACCAAACAACUGUCACCAACCGGAGGAAAAGAUUGUUGUUGCAUUCGACGUAAAACGUAUUCAGAUUGGGUUAAUACAGAUUGAGUUAAGAGUGUAUGGGACAAAUGUCUUACCAAGUGCGGCUCUGAUAUGAGUUUAUGCGCUUAACUUUGCGCCUUUUUUGGUCUUUUACACUGACAAAGAGCUUAGUUUUAAACUUACAAAACAAUAAUAACAUAAAGCGACGAAUGCGAAGCUGGCGGUUUUGUUUGGGCAUCGCGGAAAUGGGCGGGACGCGAGCUCAUUUACGCGUGGGUCAAACAAAACCACCUCCGAUCCCGCCGAAGGCUGAGGCAAACAACUGAUCGAUCUGCAAGACACUGACAGAUCACGAUAUUUUACGAUAACCGAGCUCAAUAAUUGUUUUUUCAUUCGAUCACCAAGUUUGUCUUGGGCGAUCGAAAGAAGGAGCAUUCUCGUCCCCAGAGCCCGUCGUUUCUUCGUCACGUGGUCUUGUAAGCCAAGUUGCUCUGGGGUUGCUCUGGGGACGAGGAUGAAGAAGGAGAAAAGCGUGGUUUCGUUUACCCUUGAGCAGAAUAUUAUUUGCAGCCAACAGUUGGACGACAUUUCGCAUGAGCAGAACAUUAUUUGUAGGCAGUUAUUCGCAGGUCACGUGGUGGAUUGUCGGCCAAUAAAAAGGAAGAAAUUUGCAUCGAAUGAUAAUAUAUUUUGUUAGUUAUAUUUUGCAUGCAAUGCAGGCCAGCGUGCCCUCCCUUUAUUGUCUGUUACGACAUUCAGGCUUUCCCCCUUAUCCAUUUACUAAGACCCACUAGCAGUUUCUCCUCCCUGCUAAUGAAGACCCAAUACGAAGUCGAUGUUCCCCCGGCCAGUUUUACAUCCUCGGGCAUGCGCCCAGCAAAUGCCCUGCUUUACAUGACGUCGCGUCCGCCAUGUUGGUGUUUUAAAACAAUAAAACGGCGGCCAUGUUGAACUUUUUCUUAUGUAGAAACUUUCUUUUGUUCCGAAAAAUUGGCCUGGCGGCUGUCCACGGGAGAGAAAACGCUCUGUUGGCUUUAUUUUUCUUUGCGUGCAUAUGAACAUCUCUGUUCUUUUCUGUGCAGAGCGCCACGUCCGCUGUUAAUCGCACCUGGAAUAUCACGUGGUAGGCGGGCAUCUGAAUGUCUUAACAAGUGCACUCUGAUAUAAUUUAUGCGCUAAAAUCUUCGCCUUUUUUGGUCUUUUACAAUGUCAAAAAGCCUAAGUCUUAAACUUACAAAACAAUAAUAACACAAACGAAAAUGCAAAGCUGGCGGACUUGUUUGGACAGCGCGGCUGUGAGCUCAUUUACGCGAUGGAACAAACAAAGACCACCAAGAAGAAGAGCUUCCCUAAAAUAAAUCCUUGCGGAUAUAUUUUCAAACAUGCGAUCGACCCUGGAGAGAAACUAGAAGAUCUGUGAAAAGGCUGGAAGAAAGUAAUUGAUCACAACUUGUGCUUGAAUGGUUGCACUGGAAAAUUUUAAAACAAAAUUAAUGAAUAAGAUGAAUGUAUGAACUAUUUGAAAGAAUUAACUGUUCCAGUUAGAAUUACUUAAAAUACAGUGAAAUUAACAAUGGCAUUUUUGAUCAGGAACGGUUUUUGGAAUCGCCACAGACAAUUUCUUCAACAGAAAACUAAAUACGAAACACAUUGAUCCAUUGCAGUGAUGGGCCAGACUUCUUUCUAUUACACGUUAUAACGUAGAUUAGUUUCACAGUUUCGCGCAUUAUUAUCUCUUUUUAACGAGCUAGAAUUUUUGAACAAUUGUUACGUAAGAUUUACCCUUUUCACCCCUACAAAGGGUUUGAAAAAAAUUGAAUUUAAAAUAAAAGAACUCUCUUUUGUUAUUAAAUAACCCUUUAAUUUUAUUAAAAAUGAAUUGUUCUAACCCCCCCCCCCCCCAACAAAAUAGGAUAAAAAGUUAUAAUCUGAAAUUGCAUCCGGCCCCUCCCCCCCCCCCCCCCCCCCCCCCCCCCCCUUCCCCCUUGAGGUAGGGUGAAGAGACAGAUGACAUAUCAGACUAGAAAAGUUACAUAGAAACCUGACAGGGCUUUUUUUUAUCCCCACAUCACUUAGAGGAACCUGUCAGAACCAGGUUCUUUUGAAUUUUUAGCUUUGCCACUUCUCUGUUGACAGUUAAAUGGUGUUUAUAAUUUCAGGACCUUGGGGCUGCAAGUCAAACUAAACGACCCACAAGUAUCGUAAUGGUGAAGUCCCAUGAUGAUAUCAAGGAACACUAUUCAGAGUGUUUAUCAGAAGUCAAGAGUCUCCCUCUUCCUUUGUAGAUGUCUUUGAACAUUUGCCACCAGAGCUGUUAUUUUUUGUCAUGAUGUAAUUGAAGGGGAUGGGAAAUAAGGCUCUAAAUGACUCCUGGUCUAAUGCCAAAUUCUCCCUUGAAUUAGCUAGCCUCAAACCAGGAAAACUGAAAGGAGAAUCUAGCAGUAUUUAUCCCAAACAUUUUUAAUGAACCCUGUACUGUUAAAGCCCCUAUGCAUAGAAAUUCUCCAGACUGAUCCAAAUCAAUAACUUAAAGAAUUAUAGUUAACGUAACCUCUCUCUUGAUGAUGUAUUGAUAAAAUUGUUGUUUAGGAGAAUAUUGAUGUUGGUCACUCUUAAGAUAUACACUGUACAGGAUUUAAGUGCAUUUACAGGAGCAAGUUUUGCAUAAACGUUUAGCUUUGAUUACUUUUGCAGGAAGAA
Messenger RNA from Porites evermanni, 8253 nucleotides. Lineage: Eukaryota; Metazoa; Cnidaria; Anthozoa; Scleractinia; Poritidae. The record is from the annotation of a GenBank genome assembly.